Messenger RNA from Opisthorchis viverrini, 249 nucleotides. RefSeq lists its product as hypothetical. The record is from RefSeq and is a predicted model, not a curated record. Lineage: Eukaryota; Metazoa; Platyhelminthes; Trematoda; Opisthorchiida; Opisthorchiidae. The transcript has a single exon. The coding region runs from base 1 to 249 and encodes 82 amino acids.
AUGGAAAUCAAGACAUUUCGUCAACAAGUUUCGGAGGGAACUGAGAGACAGUUUUUUGUCGAACGAGUUGAGACAGUGCUGUUUGAACUGUCGCAUAAGGCCGAGAAAAAAGCUGAUGAGAAUAAAAUUGCACGAGGAAUUUUUGACAACCCCGAACGGUUCCACUGGAAUGGUGAACAUCGAACAGCGCGCGCCGCUGCUGAUCACCUACAAGAGGAAAAAAUGACAAGUCAGACAAGAAGAGCCUAA